CUAGGCUAAUAUGGCUAAUAUUUUGACACAUGUGGCCAGGUAUUUUAUGCAUCAAUUAGCAUAAUGAAGCAGGGUUUGAGAAAUGCUUUCUCUCUUUCCCUCUAACCGGGUCACCAAAUUCAAAACCCUCAGAGAUUAAUUUCAUUUCCUUAUUACAGCAACCUGCAAAUUUUGUUUGUGUAAUUGACUUUAACCGUAAAGGCGUUGUUUCUGACCAUCAAAUUUGGGGCAUCGUUUUGUUAUUAUUAUAAUGGGAUCGGGAGACACAGAUACGACUCAACUGGAUGAGCUUUUCAUGCCCGAAAAGAGUAUGAAAAACCCUCUCGUUCCACUCGGUGCCUUUGCUACAGCAGGUGUUCUUAGUGCAGGCUUAAUCAGUUUCAGGAAUGGUAAUUAUCAGUUGAGUCAAAAGUUGAUGAGAGCUCGUGUUCUUGUGCAAGCUGGCACGGUAGCAUUGAUGGUUGGUACUGCUGUUUAUUAUGGAAAAUUUUAAUGUGUAAAUAGAGGUCCAUCAAGCCCUCAGAAUAGACUAUGUGAUUGAAUUGGUAGAUCGUGAAUUGAAGAUGAAAAGCAAAAUGAAAGUAUUCUUUCUUUGUUCUUCAUAAUAUUAAAAUAAAAUCAGAGGAUACAAUUAACUUGUUUGCCAGGAUUUGUUUUCCCAUUUCACCAAGUUAACGAGUUUAUCUGAAACUGCCAAUUUUUUAUUAUCUUAUGAGAAGAAACUCAAGUCUUGACAAUAUGUCAGGUUCCUUGUGAUCUGAAAUACAUUUUAUGUGCAACUCUGUCAUUCUUUCAUAGUGACCAAUAUUCUUGGUUAAAAUUUUAUUUA
Cryptomeria japonica (Japanese cedar) is the source of this 829-nucleotide messenger RNA. Its product is annotated as RING-H2 finger protein ATL48. NCBI's taxonomy places the organism in Eukaryota, Viridiplantae, Streptophyta, Pinopsida, Cupressales, Cupressaceae. Bases 251 to 493 code for a protein of 80 amino acids. The record is from RefSeq and is a predicted model, not a curated record. The transcript has 2 exons.